AUCCGUUAAAAAAACUGUUAACGUCUUCGUUAACUGCCUACGUGAACAUCGCAGAUUCCACGCAUAUGUGCCACGUGAAUUAAAUUAAAAGAAAUUAUAAAAAAUCUCAAUUAAAAACUAACGUUAAAAAUAAUUUUAUUUUAAAACUUAGAUCCUUCUCUCCAACCCAGAUUCUCCAGCCCCUUAAUCCGCCACUCCCAUGGCCGCGAGCACUGGCGGAAGACACCCACAUCGACCUCCACGAGCCUCUCACCACACCGUUCAUUACAGAGAUAGAGGUCGAGGAUUAUGGCGAGCUCAGCGCAUGUGGUGGAUCAGUCGUCGAGCAAAACGGGUCCUGUGGGGCUACCCGAUUUACAUCAAAUCCGGAUUGAUUGAUCAGCCAUUCAAAGGUUCAGAUCUGGUCUCCUCGGUAAUGUGUCUUGGCUGCAGGUGCAGCGGGAAAAGGAGAGAAGACGGGACCAAAACCCAGUGCGACGAAAAGAAAUCAAGCGGAUCAAAACCCAUUAUAGAUUUCGAGAAAACAAGAAAAACCCAUGAAUCGAAAAGCUUAAAGAGUCAAAGAAAUGGGAAAUUUUGCAGAAGGACGACUGACCUCUUUGACUUCAGUGGAACACUCCGAAGGGUCGGAGAACGAUCUCUUCAGGCAGGCCGAUUCACCCAUCUUAGUGUUCUUGCUUUCUCUGAAGGAAUGCUGCUUCUCAUUGAAUGAGAUUUGAGAUUGGCGAAGUGCAAGGUGCAAUAAAACUACCAGUCAAUACUCAAUACAACAACCAGUCUACUACUUGUAGAGAUUGUCUGAGUGCUCUCUCUUCUUUGUCCACUUUGUAGUUUCUUCAUCUAUUAAUUUUCUUGGCAAAUCCACACAAAAUUUCUUGUCACUUUUAUUGCAACAGCUUUUCUCUCUCUCUCCCCCCCUCAAAGGCCGAUACAAUUUUGAUCAAGGUAGUGCUCCAAUGGCGAGGCCUGGCAACAAGAUCAUACAAGCCAAACUGGUGGGUGCUUCUAGGGGACAUGGGAACUGGGAAAACCAGCUUGGUGUUAAGAUUUGUCAAAGGCCAGUUCUUCGAUAACCAGGAACCAACGAUAGGAGCAGCUUUUUUCACUCAAAUACUGUCUUUAAGUGAAGCCACUGUGAAGUUUGAUAUAUGGGACACCGCAGGACAAGAACGAUACCAUAGCUUGGCUCCUAUGUACUAUCGUGGUGCAGCAUCGGCUGUAGUCGUGUAUGACAUCUCAAGCACGGAGACAUUUACUCGAGCCAAAAAAUGGGUUCAAGAAUUGCAGAGGCAAGGGAAUUUGAACUUGGUGAUGGCAUUGGUUGCAAAUAAGUGCGAUUUGGAGGCAAAAAGAGAGGUCGAGAGUGAGGAAGGGGAGCAAUUUGCUCAAGAGAAUGGGAUGUUUUUCUUGGAAACAUCAGCCAAAACCGCGCAGAACAUUAACGAGCUUUUCCAUGAAAUAGCAAAGAGACUAGCAAGAGCUGCUCCCGCAAAGCCUGCCAGAGCGAAUCUAAACAGCGAAACACGAGACAGAAGAAGAAUGGGAUUUUGCUGCUUGGGAUGACUUGACGACAUUUUUUGAGCAAUCUCAUUUUGCCUGUGGCUCGAAGAUCGUCGUUUUCUUCAAAGUGCAAAGUCGAAGUCUUAACAAAUUGCCCCCAGGAAAUCAAACAUGUUACUGAUUGAAAGAUACAUCUGUACAUAAGAUUCGUAUACGUUCUGCAGAACAUCAAUGUUGCCUUGACAAUCAUAUUCGUAUGUCGCCGAUGUUCAUCGAAAGCAUAUGAAGCAGAGUGUAGCCAUUACAAAAAAAAAAACUUAGGUUGGAUGGAUCAGCUCAUCUGUAGACUAACUGUAAAGGCAGUCCUCAUUCUUUUUCAUCAGCUUGUGUGUGGUUUCCAACCAUCUAUACAUCUUUUUCCUACAAGGGGUUAUCUAGCUCA
This is a messenger RNA of Pyrus x bretschneideri (Chinese white pear), 1942 nucleotides long. RefSeq names its product ras-related protein Rab5-like. Gene Ontology annotation, molecular function: GTP binding; GTPase activity. The record is from RefSeq and is a predicted model, not a curated record. NCBI's taxonomy places the organism in Eukaryota, Viridiplantae, Streptophyta, Magnoliopsida, Rosales, Rosaceae. The coding region runs from base 1015 to 1563 and encodes 182 amino acids. The transcript is spliced from 8 exons.